Molecule: messenger RNA, 932 nt
Organism: Rhizophagus irregularis DAOM 181602=DAOM 197198
Lineage: Eukaryota; Fungi; Glomeromycota; Glomeromycetes; Glomerales; Glomeraceae
Source: RefSeq, a predicted model, not a curated record
AUGGGAUUAUGUAAACCUGCAAAUUAUAAUGCACCAGAAAAUGCAAAAAACAAAAUAUAUGGUAUUUUACCUUAUAUUGCUCCUGAAAUUUUACGUGGACAAAAUUAUACCAAAGCUGCGGAUAUUUAUAGUUUUGGUAUAAUUAUGUAUGAAGUAAUUUCUGGAUUACCUCCAUAUUAUGAUGUAGGUCAUGAUAUAAAUUUAGCAGUAAAAAUUUGUAAAGGACUUAGACCAAGGUUUAAUAUCAAAGUACCCAAAUUGAUAGUGCAUCUAAUCAAAAAAUGCUUGGAUGCAAAUCAAUUUAAUCGACCAAAAGCAGAAGAAAUCGAAAAAACUUUAGGCAAUUGGUUUAGAGAAUCAUAUGAUCCUAAAUCUAAUGGUUAUGCAGAGAUAAACAAUCAAAUAGAAGAAGCAGAAAUAAUUAAUAAAAAAUCACUGAUUAAUAAUAGUACUACUAGUCUAGGAAUAUCAUACAAAACACAUUCAGAAGCAAUUUAUACCAGUAGAUUACUUAAUUUUAGUAAUCUUCCAGAGCCAAAAAAUUCUGAUGAUUAUUAUGAAAAAAAUAAUAAUAUAAUUAGCAUGAAAUUUUCAGAAUCUCUGCAAAUUGAUAUUUCUCGACUGAAUAUUAGUAAAGAUGACCAAAAUAGCAAAUCUGAAGGCAAAGAAAAAAUUUAGACCAAUUAUAACCAUAUUUAGUGUAGAAUUUAUAUACUAUAUAUUAUUUUUUUUCUCUAUUAUAAUUAUUAUAAUUUAAAAUUUCAAUUAUCAUUAAUCCUUUUUAUUUCCAGUAGUCAGUGAACUGAAAUUUUUGAUUAAUUUGAUAAAGUUAUAAAUAUGAUAAAAUGAAAGAAUACUAGGAGCGAGUAGGCAUUGAAAUAAUGUUAAACAAAAUUUUAAGUAAUACUGGCCUUAUUAUUGGGUAACUUGCA